AUGGUUAGUGAUCUUUUUAAUACUCAUGAUAAUAGUUGGAAUCUUGGCCGUCUUUACUCUCUGUUCUCUGAAGAUGAUGUUGUUAGGAUCAGAUCUCUUAGGAUAAAUGUUAAUAAAAAUGAUGAAAUUAUGUGGGCACAUACAAAGAAUGGUAAGUAUACGGUUAAAUCCGCUUACAAUGCUUAUAUGAAUGAUUCUAUAAUUCCUGAAGAUGUUUCUUUCUGGAAAAGGGUGUGGUCUUUAGAUUGUCUGCCAAAAAUUAAGUUUUUCAUCUGGAAUUUUUUUGCAUAUGUGUUACCUGUCAAUUCUCUUCUCAAGUUCUACAAUCCUGCUAUUGAUGAUUGUUGUCCUUUCUGUGCAAAUGAAGCUGAAACUGUGAUGCAUCUUUUUGUUCAAUGUCUGAUUGCUUCUCACAUAUGGUUUGCUCUCUCAUUACAACAUUUAAUUAGUGGUGAUUAUAAUUGGUUAGAUGAUAUGUACAUUUCUUGGUUUGACAACAAUUUGGGCAGUUCCCCCUAUGUUGUAAAUUGGUCAAGUGUUGGUGCAGUGGUUCUUUGGUCUAUAUGGAAGCUAAGAUGUGAUGUCGUUUUCAGAAAGAUUAAAAUUAAUCUGGAUAGUACUAUAAUGGACAUUAGAAGGUCUCUUCAUACAUAUAUUGUAGUUCCCUCCAAAACAAAUAAGGUAACUAUGAUGAAAGUUAAUAUUCCUUUCCAGGAGGUUGAUCACAUUAUUUUUGUUGAUGGUUCUUUCAAAAAAUUUAACAUGAGUAUUGGUAUCGUUGUGUGUUAUAAUGCAGGAAGCAUAAAGGGAUGUAGAGCGGAUUUUGGUCUGAUUCACAGUGUUGUUGCUGCUGAGACAAUGACGCUAAUUUUGGCUUGCUCUUGGGUGAGAGAGUUGAAUCUUUCCAAUGUCCUCUUUGUUAGUGACUGUCUUCAGUUAGUUCAACUGGUGAAUGAAGGAAAGAGUGAUAUUGACUGGAGGAGUCUGCAGUUUUUAGAAGAUUAUCGGAGUUCCUUUUUUAGUUGUGUGAAUUCUAGGUUAGUUUAUGUUAAACGUGAUCGGAAUAAAAUAACUGAUGGACUUGCACGUCGAGCUAGAAAUUUCAGCUUAAAGAACAUAUGGAAUCCUUCUCCUCAUUUUCUGCAAACUUCCAUAGGAGAAGUGCCCUUAACUGAAAUAUGUAACAAUUUGUUUACUUAA
This is a messenger RNA of Papaver somniferum (opium poppy), 1200 nucleotides long. RefSeq lists its product as uncharacterized. The record is from RefSeq and is a predicted model, not a curated record. Gene Ontology annotation, molecular function: nucleic acid binding; RNA-DNA hybrid ribonuclease activity. NCBI's taxonomy places the organism in Eukaryota, Viridiplantae, Streptophyta, Magnoliopsida, Ranunculales, Papaveraceae. The transcript has a single exon. Bases 1 to 1200 code for a protein of 399 amino acids.